Talaromyces rugulosus is the source of this 1164-nucleotide messenger RNA. RefSeq lists its product as uncharacterized. The transcript has a single exon. The record is from RefSeq and is a predicted model, not a curated record. Gene Ontology annotation, biological process: ribosome biogenesis. Bases 1 to 1164 code for a protein of 387 amino acids. NCBI's taxonomy places the organism in Eukaryota, Fungi, Ascomycota, Eurotiomycetes, Eurotiales, Trichocomaceae.
AUGCCUGUCGGCAUCAACCAACCCUCGAACCAGAUCAAGUUCACAAAUGUGUCUGUUGUGCGGUUAAAGAAAGGUAUGUUCAUUUGCGAUCCCAAACUGCUUUUCAUUCCCUCCUUCAUUCCCUCGCGUCGCGAUAUUCAUAUCUUCGAACUCGACUUUUACCCCGCAAUCUCCCCCGCUAACAUCCUGACGAUAGGCAAAAAGCGCUUCGAACUAGCAUGCUACAAAAACAAGCUCCUCGAAUACCGUUCCGGCACUGAAAAGGAUCUCGACAAUGUGCUCCAGAUCCACACCGUCUUCCUCUCCGUAUCCAAAGCCCAGACCGCGCCAGCCGCGGAACUAGCCAAGGCGUUCGGCGCCGGUGUGCCCCAAGAUGAAAUCAUCCAGGAAAUCCUCCGAAAGGGAGAAGUGCAAGUGGGCGAGCGCGAACGAAAAGAGAUUUCGGAGAGAGUUGAGAAGGAGGUUGUUGAUAUCGUGUCGGGACGGUUGAUUGACCCGACUACCAAGCGCGUGUAUACACCGGGUAUGAUCGAGAAGGCGCUGAAUCAGCUAUCUGUGGCCAGUGGCCAUCAACAACAAAAUGGAGAACACGGGGCAUCUACAACUACGGCAGAAACAUCAGAAAAUGCCGGAACGGGGGAACAACAACAGCGCAAGCCGUUGUGGAAAGGAGUCUCGACAAACAAGUCAGCCAAGAGCCAAGCGCUAGAGGCCAUGAAGGCUCUCAUUGCGUGGCAGCCUAUCCCCGUGAUGCGCGCCCGAAUGCGUCUUCGAGUAACCUGCCCGGCAUCGCUCUUGAAACAGUCCGUCAAAGCGCCCGCAGGCGCCAACGGCGGAGGCAAGGAAGAACCAAAGCCUUCGUCCAAGGGGAACAAAAAGGGUCAAAAGGGCAAGGGCAAAAAGCACCAAGAUUCCGAAGAUGAAGACGAGGCCCAGGCCCAGGCAGCAGCGGCGGCGGCGCCCAAGGCGCCUUCCAACGUCAAAGACAAGAUUCUGAGUUUUAUCGAGUCGGUUGAAUCGCAAGAGAUUGUCGGCGAGGAGUGGGAAGUCGUGGGCUUUGCUGAACCCGGGGCACUUAAAGGUCUCAGCGAGUUUGUGGGAACAGAUACGCGCGGCCGGGGAAGGGUUGAGGUUUUGGACAUGGCGGUGACUCAUGAAGAUUGA